This is a messenger RNA of Pimephales promelas (fathead minnow), 1383 nucleotides long. The record is from RefSeq and is a predicted model, not a curated record. Lineage: Eukaryota; Metazoa; Chordata; Actinopteri; Cypriniformes; Leuciscidae.
UAAACCCAGGAGUGUGUCCAAGCAGAAAAUAUGAACCAGCAAUGUGUACCCUGAUACGAUUCGUGCCGUGUGCCGAUGACAGUGAGUGUGCCAACAAUCAGAAAUGCUGCAACAAUGGAUGUGGACUUCAGUGUAUGGAUCCAGUUACAGUGAAGCCAGGAGUGUGUCCAAAGACAAGCAGUGAAAUAAUGUGUGUCAGGAAGGAUGACGAGUUGUGUGCCGAUGACAGCGAGUGCCCCAACAAUGAGAAAUGCUGCGGCACUGCAUGCGGUGGAACUUGGUGUACGGCUCCAGUUACAGUAAACCCAGGAGUGUGUCCAGGCACUAGAUAUGGAGCAGAAGAGUGUACCUGGAUAAAAUUCGCGUCGUGUGCCGAUGACAGUGAGUGUGCCAACAAUGAGAAAUGCUGCAACAAUGGAUGUGGACUUCAGUGUAUGGCUUCAGUUACAGUGAAGCCAGGAGUGUGUCCAAAGACAAACAGUGAAAUAAGGUGUAUCAGGAAGGAUGACGAGUUGUGUGCCGAUGACAGCGAGUGCCCCAAAAAUCAGAAAUGCUGCGGCACUGCAUGCGGUGGAACUCGGUGUACGGCUCCAGUUACAGUAAAGCCAGGAGUGUGUCCAAAGACAAAGAGUGAAUUGGUAAAGUGUAUCAUGAAGGGAAAAAAGUUGUGUGCCAAUGACAGUGAGUGUCCCAAAAAUCUGAAAUGCUGCGGCACUGCAUGCGGUGGAACUCGGUGUACGACUCCAGUUACAGUAAAGCCAGGAGUGUGUCCAAAGACAAAUGGUGAAUUAAUAAGGUGUAUCAGGAAGGAUGACGAGUUGUGUGCCGAUGACAGCGAGUGUCCCAAAAAUCAGAAAUGCUGCAGCACUGCAUGCGGUGGAACUCGGUGUACGGCUCCAGUUAUAGUCUAGGUGCCCAACUGAAGCGAAUCCAGUGAGUGGUCAGUGCCCUGCCGGACACAAAUGAUGCUCAUCCACCUGUGAUCAUGCAUGCAGUGACGCUGUGCCGAUUUAAUCACCGGAAAGAGUUGUGGGAAUGAUUUAGCAUAAUGCAUAUAUGAAUUAUUUUACUUAAAUCAAAUCAAUACUUUUUUUUUCUUGCAUUAGUGUGUUGAAAUAACGGAUGCAUAUGGACAUGGCUAGACGGCUAACUAAAUAUAACAACCCCAUGUCCUUAGGAACAAGCUGAAGUAAUCAAAAAAAAAAAAAAACUAAUUUGCUUUUCUGGGGCGGUUUCUGAAUUACACAUGCAUAGAACUGAUUACAUUAGAGAAUGAUGAUGUAACGAGUCCUGUUAACUUUGCCAUGCACCUAUCCCUAAACUGCUGUAUCGUUUUUAGUUUGAUAUGAGGUCCUCUCGGCCAUGAUUAAAGCAUCUUCAACA